UACCUGACGCUUAUUAAAUAUCCCCUCACCUCAUUUGCAACGUUGCCAUAUUACACUACGAGAUUUCUACUGAGCUGUGUGUGUCUAGAGAGAGCAGACAUGGCAGAACAGGAAGCGAAGAAGCUAGAAGCCGAAUCGCCAGUCACACCAACUCCACCACCUGCACCGGAACCGGUGGAAUUUAAACAAGACGCGGUACAGGAGAAACCUAUUGUUGCACCUCCUGAACAGAAGCCUGAGGAAUCCAAAGCUCUCGCUGUAAUUGAUAAGGUCCCAGAAUCGGCUCCAAAGAAGCUCUCAGGGGGAUCACAUGACAGAGACGUUGCUCUUGCAGAGGUUGAAAAGGAAAAGAGAAAUUCCUUUAUCAAGGCAUGGGAAGAUAGCGAGAAAACUAAAGCAGAGAAUAAGGCGCAGAAAAAGCUCUCUGCUGUUGCUGCUUGGGAGAACAGCAAGAAGGCAUCAUUGGAAGCUCAACUGAGAAAGAUUGAGGAAAAAUUAGAGAAACAAAAGGCAGAAUAUGCUGAGAAAAUGAAAAACAAAGUAGCUUUGGUUCACAAACAGGCUGAAGAAAAGAGGGCAAUGGUUGAAGCCCAACGAGGAGAAGAAAUCCUAAAGGCAGAGGAAAUGGCUGCGAAAUACCGUGCAACAGGGCAAACUCCAAAGAAAUUUCUUGGUUGCUUCUAAGGUUGCACAUUUUGAGCUUUGUCCGAAAGGAGUAAAUGGAACGAAUGGGUGAUCUUUUUCUCCAUUUUUUUUUGCUUUUUAAAUAUUAUCAUAUGUAACUCUAUGUUUUCAUUUUUCUAUGCCGAGUGUGUAUGUAUAUAAGUUUCACUUUAUUUCAUAAUUUUGUUACAAUUUGCGUGGAAA
Messenger RNA from Manihot esculenta (cassava), 867 nucleotides. Its product is annotated as remorin. The coding region runs from base 100 to 684 and encodes 194 amino acids. NCBI's taxonomy places the organism in Eukaryota, Viridiplantae, Streptophyta, Magnoliopsida, Malpighiales, Euphorbiaceae. The record is from RefSeq and is a predicted model, not a curated record. The transcript has 5 exons.